Molecule: messenger RNA, 1185 nt
Organism: Lathyrus oleraceus (garden pea)
Lineage: Eukaryota; Viridiplantae; Streptophyta; Magnoliopsida; Fabales; Fabaceae
Product: probable acetyltransferase NATA1-like
Exons: 2
Coding region: 111-812 (233 amino acids)
Molecular function (GO): N-acetyltransferase activity
Source: RefSeq, a predicted model, not a curated record
AUGUUUAUCCAUGCUUUAAUCAUUCACGUAUACGCAGACAGAUACACGUAAUCUCUAGAACUCUCCAACAAAACACAGCGAAAAAGAAAAACCCUCAUCCAUUCAACUCAAUGGCCGCCGCAGCACCGCCACCACUACCGACGGAACCUCCCACAACGAUGCCAGAAACCGCCCUUCCACGGCAUCCAGUGUUCACACGCAUCCGCUUAGCCACCCCCUCCGACGUUCCUUACAUCCACAAGCUAAUGCAUCAAAUGGCCGUUUUUGAACGCCUGACUCACCUCUUCACCGCGACGGAGUCUUCCUACUCCUCCACCCUCUUCUCUCCCGACAACAAGCCUUUCCACUCUUUCACCGUCUUAAUCCUUGAAGUCUCUCAAAACCCUUUCACUGAUACCCAAUUCGACAACGACCCUUUUUAUAAACCCUUAACCAAAGUCGUGAACUUGGAGCUCCCAAUCGAUGACCCAGAGAAAGAAAAUUUCAGAACUCAGCAUGGAAAUGAAGUUAUUGUUGCUGGGUUUGUGUUGUUUUUCCCUAAUUAUUCAACUUUUUUGGGGAAGCCUGGGUUCUAUGUGGAGGAUCUGUUUGUGAGGGAGAGUUAUAGGAGAAAAGGGUUUGGGAAAAUGUUGCUUACUGCUGUGGCGAAACAGGCUGUGAAGAUGGGGUAUGGAAGGGUGGAAUGGGUUGUGCUUGAUUGGAAUGUUAAUGCUAUUAAGUUUUAUGAGGAUCUGGGUGCUAAGAUCUUGCAGGAAUGGAGGCUUUGCAGACUCACUGGGGAGAAUCUGGAGGCUUAUGGAGCAACUGAUUAAAAUAAUGAGGGAGUUUUUGUUCAUGACAACCUAGAAACUUUUAUUAUCAAAUUUUCCUACAUUCAUCAAGUUGCACUUCAUGUGAAGGACUAAGAACACAUUCUCUAUUAGAGUUGUUUUGUCAUCUUUUCUCGUGAUGGCAAUGUUCCCAAUGUCUUCUACAAUAAGAUGAAUGCUAUCAUCAAAUAUCACACUUGUCUUCUUGCUUUUAUUCAAGUUGAUCGGUCAUUUCUUAUGUCUGAUCAUGUGAUUAUAGCAGUCUGUAUCAAGAUACCAAGAUACCAAUCCUCACACAUAGGAUUGCCUUCACAGUUUGCAGUCAUCAAUAGUAUUAUAUCAAAAUAAGAGCUCUAAUCUAGGGUCAUCAAUAAUA